GAUGGCACGCUGCCAUAAUUGCCUCUCAUGUUCCUCUAACACCCAGUAAGCGCAAACCACGCGCACGCUCGCACACAGGGCCCCCCCCCCCUCGAACCACGACUGAAUUCCUCUGGUCAGAAUGAACUUUUCAUAGACACUUGGCUGGCAGUACGAGUUCUGUCUCCCUUGUUUGUGUCGGACUAGAGGAAUUAAGGCAGGGUCAGGCAGGGCGGGCGCCACACUACACAGUACCACACACACAGUGGCCGGCCAGCGCACAUCUCCAACAUCUGUGACAAACAUGAGUGACAAAGGAGCACAAGAUGAACUGGAAGACUUCGAGAGACCGCAACCGCAAGUGGAAAAGAAAUCCAGUCCUUUGACAGAGGCACAGGUGAAGGCAGCUCUGAGGCAGGACAAGGGCAGUGGGGCCACCCUGCUCUCGUGGACCACUCAAGACCUCACUAAGAAGGGCGACAACUUUAUGGGCACUCUGAAGCGUCUCAAUGUGUCUUUCUCUCAGGAUGGCCAGAACCUCGAGGUGGCAUACGUCGUGAAAGCUAAGCAAGAAUUUGUGGAUGGCAUGAAAGAAUUAAAUAACAUUAUGUUUGAGAAAGAGUGUCUGUUCUACAGUAUCCUGGUGCCAUUGCUCAAUGCUGAACUGCAGUCUGCCAACCUAGAGCCUUUACGACUUCCUCGGUACAACUUCCACAGUCUGGAGGAGAAUGCUGAGGUGCUCAUUAUGGAGGACGUCACCCAACUUGGGUUCAAAAUGGUUGAUCGUAAAAAUGGCCUUGAUGCCGCCCAUGCCGAACUGGUCUUCCUGGAGCUCGCAAGACUUCAUGCCGCCUCCUACCUCCUUCAGACCAAACUCCCAUCUGGAAACCUGGCGGAGGAAUACUCCUUCCUGACGAAGGAAUGGUUUAACUUCUCCGAGGGGGCUGAGAGGGAAAUAGGUCCAUUGUUCCAGAGCGAUGUGAACAUUUUAGUGAAAGUGGUGGAGACAGUCGAUGGAUAUAAAGAGGUCCUGACUUGGCUGAAGGCUCUGGCACCCAGGACUGUGGAUGUCUUCAAGGAGCAGAUGAAGACGCAGGAUCCGUUUGCUGUCAUCUGUCAUGGAGACUGUUGGACUAACAACUUCCUGUUCAGGUAUGACGAAUCAGGUCGUCCCAUUGAGGUCGUUCUCGUCGACAUGCAGUUGUGUCGUCGAGGAUCACCGGCCCUCGACCUCAACACCGUCGUUUACUCGAGCAUCAGCGGAGAGGUUAGGUCAGCCAGCUUCAGCCACCUCCUGCAUGCUUACUUCGCCUCCUUCACCAGUGUCAUGAAGGCACGGGACGCCGCUCUCCCCUUCACCUACGACGCGCUCCUGCAGGAGUACCACAAGAGAAACAUAUUUGGCCUGCUGGUCGCCGCUGCCUAUCUACCAACCGCUUUGGUCGAGGCAGACGACACCCCAGACUACACCCAGAUGGGGGAGGAGUGGAUGAAGCAGCGGGAGGAGACGAUCAAAACUAUAGUGACACGAUGCCCUCUUCUGGUGACGUGGAUGUGUAGUACGCUCGAUGAUAUGAUAGAGUUUGGUGUUGUUGGGAAUGGUAGUCACCAGGCAGAUCCAGUAUGCCAAAAGUUGCAGGUGGAAGAAAAGUUAGAUCAGGUGACAGAGGCACAGGUGAAGGCAGCUCUGAGGCAGGACAAGGGCAGUGGGACCACCCUGAUCUCGUGGACCACUGAAGAGUUCACUAAGAAGGGCGACAACUUUAUGUGCACUGUGAACCGUCUCAAUGUGUCUUUCUCUCAGGAUGGCCAGAACCUCGAGGUGGCAUACGUCGUGAAAGCUAAGCAAGAAUUUGUGAAUGGCAUGAAAGAUUUUGCUAACAUGGCAUUUGAGAAAGAGUGUCUGUUCUACAGUAUGCUUGUGCCAUUGCUCAAUGCUGAACUAAAGUCUGCCAACCUAGAGCCUUUACGACUUCCUCGGUACAACUUCCACAGUCUGGAGGAGAAUGCUGAGGUGCUCAUUAUGGAGGACGUCACCCAACUUGGGUUCAAAAUGGUUGAUCGUAAAAAUGGCCUUGAUGCCGCCCAUGCCGAACUGGUCUUCCUGGAGCUCGCAAGGCUUCAUGCCGCCUCCUACCUUCUUCAGACCAAACUCCCAUCUGGAAACCUGGCGGAGGAAUACUCCUUCCUGACGAAGGACUGGUCUAACUACUCCAAGGGGGCUGAGAGGGAAAUUGGCCAGGUGAUGCAGAACGACAUCAACAUUCUAGUGAAAGCAGUCGAGACAGUCGAUGGAUAUGAAGAGGUCCUGACUUGGCUGAAGGCUCUGGCUCCCAGGAUUAUGGAUGUCUUCAAGGAGCAGAUCAAGUCGCAGGAUCCGUUUGCUGUCCUGUGUCAUGGAGACUGUUGGACUGGCAACUUUCUCUUCAGAUACGACGAAUCAGGUCGUCCCAUUGAUGUUGUUCUCGUCGACAUGCAGUGGUGUCGUCGAGGAUCACCGGCCCUCGACCUCAACACCGUCGUUUACUCGAGCAUCAGCGGAGAGGUCAGGUCAGCCAGCUUCAGCCACCUCCUGCAUGCUUACUUCGCCUCCUUCACCAGUGUCAUGAAGGCACGGGACGCCGCUCUCCCCUUCACCUACGACGCGCUCCUGCAGGAGUACCACAAGAGAAACAUAUUUGGCCUGAUGCAGGCCGCCUCUGUCCUGCCCACUACUCUGGUCGACGCAAGCGACAUGCCAGACUUCACCCAGGUCGGGGAGGAGUGGAUGAAGCAGCGGGAGGAGAAGAUCAAAAGUAUGGUGGCCCGAUACCCUCCUCUGGUGACAUGGAUGUGUAGUGUGUUGGAUGAUAUGGUGGAGUUUGGUGUUGUUGAUAAGGCUUCUCACUAGGCUCCUGGCCAUAGUGAGGCAAAGUAGCCUAACCAUCUUGAUUCACGGGAACCAACAACCAAGCUUGACAUAAUAUAACAAAUGCCAUAUAAGAGGCUUUUAGAGGUCCUUUGGGAUAUAUUCUCAAAAUCCAUCUCAAUAAAAUGAAAAGUAUA
Molecule: messenger RNA, 3024 nt
Organism: Procambarus clarkii (red swamp crayfish)
Lineage: Eukaryota; Metazoa; Arthropoda; Malacostraca; Decapoda; Cambaridae
Source: RefSeq, a predicted model, not a curated record